AUGCCAACCGUGACAGAUAUUUCAGGGACUAGCGUCUUCCCAUCUACAAUGGCGUCAGACCAAGAUUCUUGUUCAGAUGAAGAACCAGACAGUGAGAUGCUGAGCGAUGAUUUGUGUCUCCCGGAUAGCGAUGACGACAGACAGUCUGCUAGAAAUGUUCAGCAUCUACCCGAAGACUUACCGCAUCUCAACUCUUGUGUGCUCCGUCCACCUCGAAAGCUUUUUACCAACUGCCGGGAGCGUUGGCGACAACAGAACGUCAGUGGGGCCUUUGCUGAAUUAAGGCGGCUGGUGCCGACACACCCACCAGAUAAGAAGUUGUCGAAAAAUGAAAUUCUUAGAAUGGCCAUAAGGUACAUAGGUCUUCUCUGCGAAGUCCUAGAAUGGCAAAAGACUCACGGCCUCUCAAUGAAUAAAGAAAACUCAGCAAGUCUUGCAAUCAAGUGCGAAUCUCCUCUUAGUCCACAAUCAAGAAGACUUCGUCUAAAACGUCCAUAUCUUAGUGAUGAUGACGGUCCAAGAGCGAAGAUCUACCAUGAAACGAAUGACUAUCAAAGAUAUGGGAAUGAAGAAAAUGAAGAGAUUAAGAGGAACUACCAAAGAACGGUUGGAACACGACCAGAGUUCGUUUUCGCAAAGGAACAUUUAAGAGUUCUAAGAAACCAGUAUUACUUCUCACCAAGAUGGCGACAAAAUAUGCCUUUCAGAAACUUAGCUGACAGAAACGGAAAUAACUUACUUAUGAUUGCUCCAGCUCAGAAUUGCAAAGAGGAGAGCGAUAGGAAAAUGCACAACGGACAUGGCAGUAAAGAGAAGAUAGAUAAAGACGGCAAAUGA
Messenger RNA from Arctia plantaginis, 837 nucleotides. NCBI's taxonomy places the organism in Eukaryota, Metazoa, Arthropoda, Insecta, Lepidoptera, Erebidae. The record is from the annotation of a GenBank genome assembly.